This is a messenger RNA of Drosophila willistoni, 1500 nucleotides long. RefSeq names its product prostaglandin E synthase 2 (gene Su(P)). Gene Ontology annotation, cellular component: mitochondrion. The transcript has 3 exons. Gene Ontology annotation, molecular function: prostaglandin-E synthase activity. The record is from RefSeq and is a predicted model, not a curated record. Bases 136 to 1392 code for a protein of 418 amino acids. NCBI's taxonomy places the organism in Eukaryota, Metazoa, Arthropoda, Insecta, Diptera, Drosophilidae.
GUGACUCGUUAUCUUAAAAAGUCACGUUACGUUACUCGAGUAGAGUAACCGAUUUUUUUGCAUAAUAUACAUAGCUAUAGUUUAUUAGUUGAUUAUUAAUUUAAUAAUUAAGUUUAAGAACUUAAUCAACCAAAGAUGUCAUGUUUUCGUCUGGCCACGAGUCUGGGCCGUGCACUGCCGAACAGAAGUCAAUGUAUCCGCCUGCCGCAGAGCCACAGCACCCGUCUAGAUGUUAACCUAACAAGGCGUCAACUUUCCGGAAAAGCGACGGGGACAGGGAGUGGAAAGAAGCAAUCAAAUGGCACCUUCAAAUUGGCCAUGCUGGGAGCAUUUGUGGGCGCCGCCACCGGGUCUGUUUACACCAUAUUUACAACCUGGACCGAUCAAAAUUCACACAAGGAACACGAACACACACCACCAAAAAUUCUAGAUUCUUUGCCGGCUGGUCUGCGUAUAACUAAACGAUAUGUUAAUCCCAAAGACACAUCUGACCUGGAGAUCAUACUCUUCCAGUAUCAGACAUGUCCGUUUUGCUGCAAAGUACGAGCCUAUCUCGAUUAUAUGGGUGUAUCUUAUUCAGUGGUCGAGGUGGAUGCCGUUCUGAGACAAGACAUCCGAUGGUCAUCAGUGAAAAAAGUGCCCACAGUGUUGAUACGGCAACAAAAUGGUCAAUACGUCCAGAUGAUUGACUCGAGUGCCAUAAUAUCUUUGGUGGCCACAUAUUUGCAGGAUAAGCGCACAGAUAUUGGUGAACUUGCUAAAUUCUAUCCCCACAUCUCGUACUUCGAUGAUGAUGGUAAAAAACGGAUGGAUAUUUUAAACAAAUAUUUCCUCAUGUACGGAGAACGGACGCCGAAAAAUGUUACAAAAGAGAUAGAAGAAACGGAUCGGAAAUGGCGCACGUGGGCAGAUGAUCAUUUGGUGCAUUUAAUCUCACCAAAUUGCUAUCAGACACUUGGCGAAGCUUUCGAGACAUUUGAAUGGUUUGCCAAAGCUGGUGAAUGGGAUGUGCAUUUUCCGAAAUGGGAGCGAGAUCUAAUGGUUUAUGGCGGAGCCACUGCCAUGUGGGGUAUAGCAAAAAUCUUAAAACGACGUCAUGGUCUCAGCGAUGAUGUACGAUCUCAUAUGUAUGAUGCUUUGAAUAACUGGACGAGAGAGUUGAAGAAAAAGAAUACAAAAUUCAUGGGAGGCAAACAGCCUGGAUUGGCGGAUUUGGCAAUUUUUGGCAUUUUAAGCAGCAUGGAAGGUUGUCAGACUUUCAAGGACUGUCUGGAGAGUACUAAUAUUGGCAAAUGGUUUUAUGAUGUCAAGGAAGUAGUGACUCAGAAUCGCGGAGAAUUGCACAGAGAACGCAUUGAAGGCGCUGUUGUCGCUUCAAACACAAAUGCUUAAAGAUAUCUGAAGAGUUAAAUAUGAUUGUUGAACAUCCCCUUUUCUCUGCAUAUGAGAAUUGUUUAAAUAAACACAACACAAAAAAGUUUGUGAGUUUGCCGAUUUUGA